Molecule: messenger RNA, 1103 nt
Organism: Durusdinium trenchii
Lineage: Eukaryota; Dinophyceae; Suessiales; Symbiodiniaceae
Source: the annotation of a GenBank genome assembly
AGCUGUUUUGGCACAUCUUGACCAAGAGUUCUUCCAGUGGCAGAGCCAUGAUCUUCAGUCUUCUUUGCUUUGGGGGAGGCGUUGUACUGGGCAGCCACUUCUCAGAGAGGAUUUUGCCUGUCUACAAGAGCGUGCUGGGGAAAAGCCAUGAGAUGUGGUACUCUUCCGUCCUCAAGACGCAGCCAGUUCCAACUGGUAACGGACCAGCACCAGGAUCAUAGACAAUGCCUAUCACCAGGUCCGGAAAAACACAGAAUGGAGCACUGAAGCGGUUGCCUCGCACUACCUGAGCUGUACAAAGCCCCUAGAAGCACAGGGAUGUGGCGCCGGUCCAACACAUUUUCAUGUUGUUUGCACUCGUUGUUUCAUUUUAUGAAGAGGAUUGCAACUGUACUUUGCAAAACAGCACAGCCCUACUUUUCAGACCGUAGCUACCAAUGCUACCAUUGCUUGCACAGAAAAGAGCAGAUUGAGAAAGUCUUUUGUUUGAGUUUGGGACAUGCCAGUACACCCCGCUUGAAUUUGAUGGCAAUGUUGCAUUCAAUGAAGUAAACUUACAGGAUUUGUCAACAUGCAAAGCUAAUUUUGCACCAAUGAUUAUGCUCAGAGUUGCAGAAUAGAUUGCACCAGCAAGGCCGCACAUGGCGAGCGCGCGUGAGGUGAGGAGAGCCAGAAGAAGACAUGCUGGUGUUGGCAUAUUCAGUGCCGUGUUUGUGUGGCACUUUUGCACCUUCCAGCAAGGCUUUUGCAACACAAUGCCAAGCAGAGGCUAUCCUUUGAAUGCCAGUCUCCAGGAUCAAUCGCUCGGGCCAACCUCCUGCUUUGCCCAGGCAAACGCCGAGGACAAAGAAGAGCCCGCAAAGUAUGCAGACGAUGUUAUGCCAGAUGUGACCGGGGCAGUCCGGUUGUACGCGACCCACACACUGUGUAUCUCAUGCUUGGCCUGCUGUUGUCAAUUCAAGCGACUCUUGCCAAAUGUGAAGCUUGAGGUAGCCUUUGACGUUUGGAGGGAAACAAGGAGGUGGGUUGGCUCUGGCGAAGAAGUCUUAGCAAGAUUAGAAGCUCAAGAGGAGCAGAACUCACAGAGCUCAAAGACCAAAUGA